Laetiporus sulphureus 93-53 is the source of this 588-nucleotide messenger RNA. RefSeq lists its product as uncharacterized. The transcript has a single exon. NCBI's taxonomy places the organism in Eukaryota, Fungi, Basidiomycota, Agaricomycetes, Polyporales, Laetiporaceae. The annotation marks the transcript as partial. The record is from RefSeq and is a predicted model, not a curated record.
AUGACUUCACCAGAUACCCCUUCCACGCUCUCAAGCAACAUUAGUAGCUCGCCCAUGCCCAUUCGUCCUUCUUCUGAGCAUUCACAUUCACAUUCGCCCGAUCGUCUUCGCCGCCGAAAUAGUGAGAUCGAAGAUCAUGACCCAUCUGUUUCCCACUCACGACCACGCCUUUCUCCAACGCUCGCGCGCUCCUACAAUCCCAAUGAUCCCGAUAUGCUCGAGCGGCAGCGUGCCAUGGAUGCCGACAUGGCCAUGCAGCUGUCCCGUGCACGCAGCAACACCAUCGUAUCUGCCAUUUCACCCACUAUAUCACCCAUAGGUCCUGGCCCUCGCCCUCUUUCCACAACUGCGGAGACGUCCCUACAGUUCCCGGCACUCUCGCUGCAGGAAGAGCAGGACAUGGCUGACGCGCAAGGACGGCCAUACUCGGACUCUGAUUCCGAUCGCGCUGACUAUCACCCUGGUCCGGCACCAGAAGUGCUCCUUAAUCACCUCAGCGCCGCUCAUGAUCCUUCACUUCUUGUAUCAAUGGACACUGCAGACAUAGAGGGGGGACUGCCGAUGUACCAAGCGAGCGUUGGUGCUACG